This is a messenger RNA of Rosa chinensis, 1654 nucleotides long. Its product is annotated as F-box/kelch-repeat protein At3g06240. Lineage: Eukaryota; Viridiplantae; Streptophyta; Magnoliopsida; Rosales; Rosaceae. Bases 270 to 1274 code for a protein of 334 amino acids. The record is from RefSeq and is a predicted model, not a curated record. The transcript has 2 exons.
CCCAACCCAAAAUGACUCUGAUGAGUCUGAUCACCAGUCGACAGGUUCAUUUGAAAUUGGGGGAAAUGCUCUGCAGUCGCCACUCGCCACUAAGCAAACUGAAACACUUGAAAGAUGUCGGACGCUCUCUUCUCUCGGCGGCGGAAACAAGUAGUUCUCUCCGGCACCGCACCUAGCUCCGAGACUGUUGAUUUAGAUUGUGUCAUCGUCGAGAUCCUUUCACGGCUACCGGCCAAAUAUCUGCUCCGAUUCCGGUGUGUGUGCAAAGCAUGGCGGGCCUUGAUCUCCGAUCCUUAUUUCAUCGGAAAGCACCUGAGCCGCAUCAACACCAAAAUCAGCACCAGCUACUCUCUCUCCUACUCAAAGAACAAAUUUUCCGAUCUGCAGAGUACGAAGAAAUAUUGAAGAGUUUGAGCCGUGAUGGUCCUCUUCCGAGCAGAAGGCUUGAUUUUCCGGUACUUGAGCCACCGUUUGUUAAUCGAAAUAUUGUAAUCGUUGGCAGUUGCAAUGGCUUGAUAUGUGUAAUACUUGAUUUUGUUACUGAAGAAUCCUUUACCUUUAUGUUAUGGAAUCCUUGUACCGGAGAAUACCAGGUGCUACCACAGCCUCCCGUUCAUGCCUCCCGAGAAUGUUUUUUCGGGUUCGUUUAUGAUUCAACCACUGAUGAUUACAAAGUAAUACUGGGAAGCUAUAAAUCUGGUUAUGGCUUUGUUGAAAAUGUUGAAUAUGUUGUUGCUGUCUUUAUGCUAAAAAGGGGUUCAUGGCGGAAGCUUGAAAGGCUCAACAGGUAUUUCGGGGUGAGUUGUGAAGGGUGUUUAGUUAACGAAGCUCUGCAUUGGGUACUGAAGGAAAAGGAAGAUGGUUGGUUUAUUGAUUUAAAAAUAGUGUCAUUUGAUUUAGCGGAGGAGAAAUUUCAUGAGAUUCCAUUCCCUUAUCCUCCCAAUCCAAGUGACAGGCAGGGUUUUAUUGCCCAAGUUGGAGUUCUUAAUAAUUGCCUAACUCUAGAGUUUAUGACCAUGGGUGACAGAGGUGGGUGGAAUUUUCAGAUGUGGGUGCUGAAGGACUAUGGAGUCAAGGGAUCUUGGACUGAAGUCACAAGCAUCCCUUCAGAGGUUGUAGAUGAUGAGUAUACAUGCAUGGCAUGCAUUUCUGAUAAUGGCGAGAUUUUGAUGCAGCUGGAAGUUGCAGGCCCCUUGGCAUUAUAUAAUCCCAAGGAAAAGACAUAUAAGACUCUCAUGGGCUAUGGUGGUUACUGGUAUGAAACUGCUACUUAAAUAGAAACUUUAGUUUCACCAUUAACCGGCAGUACUGGCGCAGUCAUGUGAGAACAACCCAACGUGUCACCUUCAUCGCAUUCCUUUUGUAUGAGAUGUUGAAGUCAUAUGCGUGUCUAUGUUUUGCUCGUUCUGUAUGAGAUGCUGUAGUAGGUUUUUCCUCAGCUCACUCAAUGUCUUAUAAUCCAAUGAUAGUUAGAGUUAGAGGUAGUUAGGAGUGCCACUUUUAGAUUCAAGUUUUACCUCAACUGUUGGUACUUGAGUCAUUACUUCGGAGGUGAAAACUGAAACUGAUUAGGACUCUCUGGAUUAACUAUAACUUGUGCUGUAAAGAUGACUCGCAUUGGUAAAACUUUUUAUGCGGUAUGCCUUUGCCUCUU